This is a messenger RNA of Ipomoea nil (Japanese morning glory), 2241 nucleotides long. RefSeq names its product protein FAR1-RELATED SEQUENCE 7-like. Gene Ontology annotation, biological process: regulation of DNA-templated transcription. NCBI's taxonomy places the organism in Eukaryota, Viridiplantae, Streptophyta, Magnoliopsida, Solanales, Convolvulaceae. Bases 1 to 2241 code for a protein of 746 amino acids. The record is from RefSeq and is a predicted model, not a curated record. Gene Ontology annotation, molecular function: zinc ion binding. The transcript is spliced from 5 exons.
AUGGAGGAUGGAACAGAGCAGACGAAUUCCGCAGUUGAUGAUUGGCAUUCGAUUCAAGGUGAUCUUGUUAUUGUUCUUGCAAUCGUUCCUUUUGUUAGUGAAGGCAUUGUGGAUGGUUCAGUAGAUGUUGAUGGAUCUUCAUCAAUUACAGUUGAUCAAGAUUUGGUUGGUUUGGUAGUAAGUAAUGCUGAUGAGGCUUUUGAGGUGUAUAACAGUUAUGCAUAUACACUUGGUUUUAGUGUGAGGAAGGGUCAUCAACGAUACAAGGGAUCUUCGAACACAAUUCAAAUGAAGAAAUUUUGUUGUUCUAAGGCUGGUUACAAGGCUAACAGUGGGGUUAAGGCUUAUUCCAAAAUUGACACAAGGACAGGGUGUGGAGCGUUUGUUCAAUUUGACGUGGGUGAUGAUGGGUUGUGGACAGUUACGAAACACGAGAAAGUGCACAAUCACGAGUUAUGUGUGUUCAACAAGAGUCAUCUACUUCGUUCACAUAGGAGUGUCGGAGAUAAUCAGCUCUUAUAUUUACAAGGUUUGAAGGACAGUGGUGUUGCAUUGGCAGAUGGUAUUAGGUUCCUAAAACACCAAUCGGGGGGGUCCCCUUUAGUUGGUUUCACCAGUAGAGAUGCUUAUAAUUCAAUGGCUGCAGAUACUGUCAAGCGAUUGGAUGGAACGGAUUCUAACUCUUUAAUUGAAAUUUUUAGGAGGAGGCAGUCUACCGAGACUGAUUUUUUCUUUGAUUUUGAACUUGACUUGGAUGCAAGGUUGUGCAGUUUUUUUUGGAGGGAUGGUCAAAUGAGACGAGAUUACGAGGUGUUUGGGGACUUGUUAGUGCAUGAUACGACAUAUCGCACAAACAAAUACGAUAUGAUUUGUGCCCCUUUCGUAGGGAUGAAUCACCAUUGCAUGAAUGUAAUGUUUGGAUGCGGGUUUUUGAUGAACGAGAGGAUAGAAUCGUUUGUGUGGUUGUUUAAAGUGUUUUCAAGAUCAAUGGGUGGCAAGUCUCCACAGACUAUUAUGACAGAUCAAUGUGCAGCUAUGGCUGCUGCUAUAUCUAAAGUGUUUCCAACAUCACGUCAUCGUCUUUGCAUAUGGCAUAUCGAGACCGAAGCUGAAUUUCAAUUCUAUUGGACAAGGUUGGUGACUGACUAUAAAUGUCACAAGAAUACUUGGUUAGAAAAGCUAUAUGACUGUAGGGAGAAGUGGUGUCCAGCAUUUAACAAGGACUAUUUUUCUGGGGGCAUUCUAUCAUCACAAAGGAGUGAAACUACAAAUCAUUCGAUUUCUAGAAGGUUGUCCAAGACAGCAGGUCUUUGUGAUUUCUAUUCAUCGUUUGUAAGCGUAAUUUCUGAAUGGAGAAGUAAAGAGAACGGUGAAGACUUUCGGUGUGCUCAAGGGGUACCCGCUAUGAUGAUGGAGCAUGUGAAACUUCUUUCACAUGCUAGAGAGGUAUACACGAUUGAGAUAUAUUUUCUGUUUGAGGAACAAUUCAUGAAAGGCAGUGCGUGUCAUCAAGAGAUGGUGUUGAAUGAUGGCCGUCAACAGAAGUAUCACGUGUGGCGGCCAGAUAUAGAUAUUAUAAGGCAUGAGGUUAGUUUUAACGCAGCCAACUUGGACAUUUCUUGUAGUUGCAAGUUGAUGUCUGAGUUGGGAAUUCUAUGUUGUCAUUGUAUACGCAUUCUUCACGUACAUUGUGUUUCUAGUAUUCCCGACAAAUAUAUACUUAAAAGAUGGACUAAAAAGGUUAUUGAUGGUAGGAAUGUCAACAUUGAUUCUAUGGUUUAUAAUGUUGGUGUUCCUCCAUCAAUUUGGGUGUUCGAUAUUAGUAGAAAAUUUCAAAGAUUAGUUGUGUCUAGUCAAGAUAGCAGCGUAGCGAGGAAACUGUGUGACGAGGCUGUUGAUGAUGUAAAGAAAAAGGUUGAAGCCGAGGUUGGGCAUGUGCAUAUUGAAGAGUGUGGUGUUUCAUCUUCAAGUGGUGGUGUUCAAAAUCCUUCAAGUCGGAGAUUGAAAGGUGAGCGUAACAAAAGGAGGAGUGGUGUUAUUGAAAAGAAGUACAGUCUUGCAAGGGGGAGAAGGAGUGCUGCAAAUAAAGCUGCAUUGAGUACAAAGGGUGCUGUUCAGUCUUUGGUGUUGGAAAACAUAUCCAAGCUUGCUGGGGAUGGAUACCUUGUACAUCCAAGUUCUUCAAGUUCAGAUUUUGUUCAGUUUAGUAAGGGUUUAGAUGACAAUGUAGGUGUAGAUUGA